Molecule: messenger RNA, 3020 nt
Organism: Corvus hawaiiensis (hawaiian crow)
Lineage: Eukaryota; Metazoa; Chordata; Aves; Passeriformes; Corvidae
Gene: KPNA6
Product: karyopherin subunit alpha 6
Exons: 14
Coding region: 48-1634 (528 amino acids)
Biological process (GO): NLS-bearing protein import into nucleus
Cellular component (GO): nucleus; nucleoplasm; cytoplasm
Molecular function (GO): protein binding; nuclear import signal receptor activity
Source: RefSeq, a predicted model, not a curated record
UUUUGGCCGCCGCCAGCACCACCAGAGCCGCCGCUGCAGCCGCCGCGAUGGAAAACUAUCGAAUGAAGAGCUACAAGAACAAAGCCCUAAAUCCCGAGGAAAUGCGCCGGAGAAGAGAAGAGGAAGGGAUUCAGCUGCGCAAACAGAAACGAGAGCAACAGCUCUUCAAAAGAAGGAAUGUGGAGUUGAUCAAUGAAGAUGACUCCAUGUUUGAUAGUCUCCUGGUGGAUUCCUACGUUACUUCCACAACAUGUGGGGAGGGAUUGAUCACAGGAGAGAUGGUAGAGAUGCUGUUCUCAGAUGACCCUGACCUACAGCUAGCAACCACUCAGAAAUUCAGGAAAUUACUCUCCAAAGAGCCAAAUCCUCCAAUAGAUGAGGUGAUAAACACUCAGGGAGUGGUGGAGAGAUUCGUGGAAUUCCUGAAAAGAAGUGAAAAUUGCACAUUACAGUUUGAGGCUGCGUGGGCCCUGACAAACAUCGCCUCGGGGACUUCCCAACAAACCAAAAUUGUCAUUGAGGCUGGGGCAGUUCCCAUAUUUAUAGAGCUCUUAAACUCUGACUUUGAGGAUGUUCAGGAACAGGCUGUCUGGGCAUUGGGGAACAUUGCUGGAGACAGCUCUGUGUGUAGAGAUUACGUCCUUAACUGCGCUAUUCUUCCUCCCUUAUUAAUGCUCCUUACCACGUCCACCAGGCUGACAAUGACACGAAACGCUGUCUGGGCCUUGUCAAACCUGUGCAGAGGGAAGAGUCCACCUCCUGAAUUUGAUAAGGUGUCUCCCUGCCUGCCAGUGUUGUCCCGAUUGUUGUUCAACAGUGACUCUGACCUGCUGGCAGACGCGUGCUGGGCUCUGUCCUACCUGUCCGAUGGUCCCAACGAGAAGAUCCAGGCUGUGGUGGACUCAGGGGUGUGCAGGAGGCUGGUGGAGCUCUUAAUGCACAACGAUUACAAAGUGGCCUCUCCAGCUCUUCGAGCAGUUGGCAACAUCGUGACAGGGGACGACAUCCAGACCCAGGUGAUCCUAAACUGCUCAGCCCUGCCUUGCCUCCUACAUUUAUUAAGCAGUCCCAAGGAAUCCAUCAGGAAAGAGGCGUGCUGGACCAUAUCCAACAUCACAGCAGGGAACAGAGCACAAAUCCAGGCAGUCAUAGAUGCCAACAUUUUCCCAGUGCUGAUAGAAAUCCUACAGAAAGCAGAAUUCCGCACGAGGAAAGAGGCAGCCUGGGCCAUCACCAACGCCACGUCAGGAGGGACUCCUGAGCAGAUCAGGUACCUGGUGAAUUUGGGUUGUAUCAAGCCUCUGUGUGACCUGCUGACUGUCAUGGACUCCAAGAUUGUUCUGGUGGCACUGAAUGGGCUGGAGAACAUCCUGAGGCUGGGAGAGCAGGAAGCCAACCAGAGUGGGACUGGGAUCAACCCCUACUGCAGCCUGAUCGAGGAGGCCUAUGGUUUGGAUAAAAUAGAAUUCCUCCAGAGCCACGAGAACCAGGAGAUCUACCAGAAAGCCUUUGAUUUGAUCGAGCACUACUUUGGGGUGGAGGACGACGCGGCCGUGGCUCCCCAGGUGGAUGAGAACCAGCAGCAAUACAUCUUCCAGCAAUCCGAGGCUCCCAUGGAAGGAUUCCAGCUAUAAUACGCCCUGGGGAGAAUCCCCAAAACAACAACAGCAACAACAAAAAAACCCAAAACAACCACCACAAACUUUCUGGAAAGUUUGGGCGAGCAGCUGCUGGUCUUGGCUGGGAAGGCUGGACAUCCACUCCACCUGUUUAGGAAAGCUCUGCAAAUACAAACAGCGCUCGGUCCUCCCGGAAAGAAGGGGAAUUUCUGCUCCUUGUUUCUUUGGGCUGCUGCUCCCGUGGCUUUGGAGGCAGGAGGGACACGGAGGUGACAGGUGGCACCUCUUGGUGGCUUCUUCUUUGUGGUGGUGUCUCCCCAAUGCAGUUCUUACCUCGGGUACUCCGGCCUUGGGUUGGGUGAGGACACGGAGAGGAGGGAGCUGUUCUGGCCACAGUAAUUCUGAGAAAUGUGGGUUGAUCUAUUUAAAUUUUUUUUUCUUCUUUUAUUUUUUUUUUUUUUUUUUUUGGUUUUUUUUUUUUUGGUUUUGCACAUGUUACUCUUUAUUAAAGACUCUUAAUAUGCCAAGAGCAAAGUUUAGCCCUGGCUUUCCUCCCAGGGCCCAGUUCCCUGAUGCAAAAUACUGAAAAUGGACAGAAAAAUGAGAAAUUCUCUCACUGCUGGGAAGUUUGUUUUUGUUGUUUUUUUUUCCUGCUGCUUCCCUUUGUCUAGAUAUUUUUUUUGGUUGUUUUUUGAAGAACUGCUAGUGGUAUUUCCAAGGAGUCAAAAAAAAAAAAGCAACAAGAGCCCAAAGAUGGGAACUGGGGUGGCUUUUUUUGGAGCAGGAAGCACAGCUGCUGUUGCACAGGUUUGGUUUGCAUUGUACUGACUGCUACCAGAGCUCUGAAAUGCUGAAACCCACCUUCAUCUUUACUUGAAAUACUUUAUUUUCCAUGAGAAACGUGGUCUGAAUUCUGGGUUUUUCCUGCCUUGGGGUGGUUUGGGGUGGAGGAAGAUUUCUCUCCACCUGACAGCGGUGGUGGGAGCUCCAGCAGCACCAGGUUUUCAGGUUUACCUCCUGCUCACAGUCGGAUAAUGCACAUUUUACUUCCAAAAACGGCAAAUCUCUGUAUUUUUUAUAUUAUAGAUAGGUAGAUUAUUUGUCUAAUUGGGCCACAGAGAAAACUAUAUAUAUGAAAUUUCUGCAAUUCCUGUAAAUAAGCACUGUGAGGCAGGCACACCUGGAAACCACCGGGCUCAGGGCUGGCCCGCUGCUUCUCCCGUUCCCUCCCAUCCUCUGUGCGUGACCACGGAGCUCCCCGAGCCUCCUCGGCGCUUUUUGAGUGACUUUGCCACGAUUUCAUUAAAAACAGAGGAGCAAACACCGAAUUCUGGGGUGUGGCGGGGCAGGGGGGGAGCCGAGCCCUUGUUGUGGAACGAAUAAACUCCGGCUGUGCAGGUG